Messenger RNA from Paramisgurnus dabryanus, 1300 nucleotides. It is a transcript of the gene urp2, whose product is annotated as urotensin II-related peptide. Gene Ontology annotation, biological process: blood vessel diameter maintenance; regulation of blood pressure. Gene Ontology annotation, cellular component: extracellular region. Lineage: Eukaryota; Metazoa; Chordata; Actinopteri; Cypriniformes; Cobitidae. The record is from RefSeq and is a predicted model, not a curated record. Gene Ontology annotation, molecular function: hormone activity.
AGAUCUGAUGUGAUGAUAGAGGACGUGUGACAGCACGUAAAGUACAAUACACUUGACAAGCCUUCUCAUCCAAGAGGCGCAUCGGUGUAGACAUUCUGCAGGUGUAUUUGCCUGGACCACGAGAGACAAUUACUUAUAUCAAGAAGCUCGCUUUAAGCAUCACUAGACGAAGAACUUGCAUUGAUUUAACUGCUAAACAUAGCCAGACCGUCACACCUUUAAGAUGAAUAAGGUGGACAUGUUGAAACUAUUGACUACAGUUGCUCUGUUAACUCUCGCACCGGGCUUGGACGCUGCACCGUUGGUGACUGAAGAACCAAAAGUUUUUGAAGAACAAAGUGAUGGAGACAAUAAAAAACCUCCAGAUCUUUGGAAAACUGUCACGGAUGAAGCAGAUAAUAAAGCACAAGCGACAAAGGUUCUUGAUAAACUACUGAGGACCGGAUCGAUGACGACGUUUCCUGAUGGAGAGAUUGAAGCUAUAGGAGUUUUUGACUUAGCAACUAGUAGCCCAAAUGUCAGAGAUCAAGCGUUAGGCACUGGUAUCAAUAACCCAUUAAAAAUGAGUCAUACUAACGGACAAGAGGAGAUUCCUCCAGCAUCCGACGGCGCCUCUCCGCGUUCCCGACAGCAAGCAGAACAGACCGGCCUGUUCAGACUGUCAAAAGUGAUGGAUUCAACAGUGACCAAGCUGGAUCGAGUCUCGGCUGGUCCUGGUACUCGAGAGGAGCUUGUGAAGAUGUUGAGUGCACUUGAAGAGUUUCAAAAGUUAAUGAACAACACGCUGAGCCAUCGAAUCACCUUCACAACCAGAGGAAACGGCAACGGUCGAAAUCCCGGGAAGAAGAACAAAACGGUAGUGACCGAUGGAAAUCUCAAAUCGACCACAGCGACCACUGUGAUGAGCGGUGUGACUUCAGUGAAGGCCAGCACGGAUCAUACGGAUCUUAAACAUAACGGAAAAGCAUAUAAAAAGUCCCUUCAGUCAGGCCCGAAGAAACCUAACAAAAGAGUGUGUUUCUGGAAAUAUUGCUCACAAAACUGAAACAUUGAAAACGACUACUUCGCUUAGAUGAUGAACUCAUUCCACCAAGCCGACCAUAGACGCUUACAAUCCUCUCAAUGGACCGUCCAUAACACGACUGACACCUCUGAGCUUUCUCUGACGUGUGUACUCUUCAUUUUGUGCACGAAAUCUUGUUAACUUUUGAUUCACAUCACAACGUUGUUGCAAGCGCCAAUAAAAUGACAAAGCAUGCAAAAAUACCACGAUAAUAAAGAGAACUUUUAUUUUUCUACA